Molecule: messenger RNA, 7343 nt
Organism: Klebsormidium nitens
Lineage: Eukaryota; Viridiplantae; Streptophyta; Klebsormidiophyceae; Klebsormidiales; Klebsormidiaceae
Source: the annotation of a GenBank genome assembly
UGGUAUUCUCGUCGGCUCUUCAUGGAAAUAUUUCUCGAGCAACAGAUCAGCUCCCUCCUCUCAAUGAUUCUCUGUAAGAAGCUGCACAAUAAUCUGCAUAAAGAGCUUUCCUCAACGGAGGACCUGGCCCAGUUCGUAUGCUUUAGUCUUUGCCAAACUGUGUUCCUCAAACUUCAAAGUCCCCACAAAUUACAGCAGCUGCUCAGCUGCCACAGAUGCCAGAUGGAGCUCAACAAAGAUGCGGCAAUCGCACGACCAAUUUGAUGACCUACACAGGACCUACACUUUCACAGAUCAUUUGCAUGUCGAUUGCAUCGAGUGUAUUGCAGCAGCAUUGGAGGGCCAUACAGCCCCUUCUGACCUUCGGUGCCUUGAGGGCAGCUUCCAGCCUGUAGAAUAGAAGCGGUUUUAGUCUCUAGAUAACUCCUACUUCCUCCCCAGCUCAAAUCACGUCCACAGCUCAAGCAACGCAUGCUGAGCCUGAAUUUUCUAACCGCACAGACGUCUUUGAGCGGAUUUGAGCGUGCCAGCUCAGCAUGUGGCAAUGUCGCUCAGCAAGGGCGCACUCAAGCUUGCGUCCGUUGCGGAGCAGAUACUGGCCGCUAAGAAUCGGGCGGCGAUCCUUUCCCGGCCUGUUGACACUUCCCCCAGCCGCUUCCUUGCUGAUUUUCGCCGGGGCAACUUGCCGGGGGAAGUCAAGGUGUUUCCGCUCACGAAGGAAGGGGACUUGGAAGCAACGAAGUCGCUGGUGUACAUAGCAUUUGAAGUCAAGCAGACCCAGCCAGGGAAGCUCCAGUUAUGGUACGUGCCCCCCUUUCGUUUAAGCGCCGACAGCGGAGAGCGGGCGGGAUGGGUGCUCCUGGAUUCGCAGCCGGUAUGGGAGGAGUGUCUCGCGGACCUGCCGUGGUCAGACAAAGUCCGGCUCUCUCGGCUGGCCGCAUUCAUCGUAGAGCACUUGCCUCUAGACGACGUUCGAGCGCGUCAAGAGUCGCUUCACUUCGCGUGGGAGCUCGCCGUAAACAAGAACCGCCACGGCUGCUUCUCCCCGGACCUGUUGGUCGCCCUCCUCUCAGUCUUGGUCCUGAAUGCGGAGCCCGGUUCGAAGGCGACCUGCCUCCUGAGUCUCGUCACGAUCUGGUCGCUCUCGGUGUCAGCAGGGCUGAGGCGGCAGCUGAUCACGCUGGGGGCGGUGGAGCGGCUGCUGGUCCUCCUGGUGCAGCUCAAGGACGUCCCGUGCGCCGCGGCAGCGCUCUCGCACAGCGACCAGAGAAGGCUGCGCGAGUGCGUGAUGGGCUGCCUCUCGGUCUUUCUGUGCGACGCGCAGGCGCGCGCGCGCAUGUACGUGCCCGACGCCGAGGAGCUGGGGCUCGCCAUUACUGGAUCCACGGGAUGGAGCGUGCUUACGCAUUAUGCACAGGCCGAAACAGAGCCCGGUUCUCUGGCCCGCCACUCCCGUUCUGCCCGGGAGCUAGCCGCUGAGGCACUAUGCACGGUCCUCUGGCGGGAUCCCCUGGGAACGACCAUCUUUCUGCGGACGGGGGGAAUCGGACACUUGCUCCGGCUGCUCCGGUCGGACAGUCCGACCGUCCAGCGCGCCGCGGUGGGCGCGCUCUGUAAAUACAUGGGGACGGACAGCGGCCGCGCCCUCUUGGCCACGCGCGGGCGCGAGCUCCCUGAAACGCUCCGUCGGCUGGCCGACCUCCUGCGUAACGUCAGCAAGCGGCCGCGACACAAGGAGGAAAAGGAGCUCUUCGCCGCGAUCGCGGAUGGCGCCGCGGCCGCGCUUUGGGGCGCCGCCAAAACCAUGCUGUCUACGAAGGUACCCAUUGAGUCGAGCGACCUUUCCUCCCUUCUCGCCGUUAUCACCGACGGCCGGCGCGGCCUCAGAGGCUCCUCCGCCAACCGCUUCAUCGCAGUUACAGCAGCGCUGCUCGCGGCCGACGCGGCGACCGCCUCCAAGCUGGCGGCAGUGAACGCGCAGGUGCCGCUUGGAUUGCUUGCAAGUUCUUCCGACGCGGCCGCGGCCGCGGCGGCCGUGGCAGCCUUGGCCCUGGUCGCCGAGCAAGAGCUUCGCAACCACAAGGACGGUUCCACGUUCCGCGGACAGCUGGACGGUCCGCACCGGGUGCACCUCGUCAAGAACGGUGCGCUGACGUCACUGGUGGCGGCGGCGGCGCGCUUCCCGCAGGACACGCCGCUCUGCCGCGCGGUGGCCGCGGGGAUCAUGUACCUGGCGGGGCCCGGACGGGAUGCGUCCGAAACAGAACUGUAUGAAACUGUCCGUUUGGUGGAAAGCACGGACGCUCGGACGUCCUUGUACGCGAGCUGCGCGCUCUGGUGCUUCGCCCGGAACCUGAAGAACCGGGCCAAGAUCGGACGGGUUAACGGGAUCCAGGCGCUCAUAGUCGCCGGCCGCCGCGUUUACGAGAGCGUUCAAUCCAAACCCUCGCAAAACCCCCCGGAUCCCGCCGACACCAAGGCGCUCGAAUUCAUCCUGGCCGCGGUGUGGCUCCUCCUAACCCAUGACGCUAACCACCAUUUCCUAGAACGGGCCGCCCAGUACAAGCCCCCGCCUGAACGAACCUACCGAUCGUCGUCGUUAGAAGGGGGGGUCAGGCUCACCGUCCACAGUAACCCCUCUUCGCCCCGGGGCCACGAGCGCGAGCCCCGGUCAUCUUUGCUAACCGAUCUGAGCAAGCUUCUCGAAACACCGCCCGAAAGGUUAUCCCAAGGAGAAAAUUCCAUAACUGAAGAAACGGAGGAACAGAUGGAACUAGAGCGGGCGGGAGAUGCUGAGGAAGAGUUGAGUCAACGAAAUGCAAUCAAUGUGUGCUCGCCUGCUACUGCCCGGCUCGGUCUUCCGGGCAGAAAAGUGAGGCCGUCGUCAGCGGGGGACAGCCCCUCUACCGGGAUACUCGGCGGGUCUGCGUCGACCUCUUUCCACUCAUCGGCUAGCGGUAGAAUUGAUCCCCGGGGCGGCAAGAAAAACGAUCACACGCUCCGACGGCAGCGGUCGCACGUUGCUCCGGUGGAAGACGUCUUCUCUCAGUUGGUCGAAGACCCAGGACCGAGGCUCCCCCGCUUACCCAAACUGCCCCAGGAUGAUCCCCCGAGCGGGCCCGGCGCGGAGGUGAAAGGUUUAGACUUCCUGGUGGGCUUAAUCGCCGUGGGGGGAAGCCUAGAGCAUCGCGCCUGGGACGCGAGCAAGUAUUUGGCGGUGAAGGCGGUCAAGUUCGCGACGCAGCAAGUGCUGGAGUUUGAACGGAAAGUGAUCGAUCUGGGGAUCGGCGCCGCAUUGGCGGCGAUUGCGAAGAACCCUGAGGCGGACGAGGGGCUGAGAAAGGUGUCCGCACGCUAUUGUCAGCAUCUGUCUGGCUUGGGUCGCAACGCGGAGCUGUUUGGGCUUGGCAACGAGUCCGUUCUGGAGGAGGUUCUGGUGAAUCUGCUCCGGAGCGGAAGGGAGCCACUGGAGGAACGUGGCGCGCGCGGGUGCGCCCAUGUGGCAAUGUACCCGGAGAACAAGGAGCGGCUCGCGCGGCUGGGCGCAAUCGAGGCGCUCACGGACCUCGCUAAGAAGACGUCGUCCCAGUCGAUCCUGGGCCUGGUCAUGGCGGCUCUCCUGAACCUGUCCACGACGCCGGCGUAUCAGGUGCCCAUUUGCCAGCAGGGCCUGUACGUCAUCCUCUCCGUCAACCGCGCGCCGCACAGCUCCGAUGACGUGCGCCGCUUCAGCACGGGCGUCCUGCUCAACCUCUGCCAGCACCCGGCCAACCGCACCAGGAUGUACAAAGCGGAGCUCCGUCUCAAAUUUCUCGACGCUGACGCAUCGGACGGCUCACGGCCGCGUUACGCUUCCACCAGCCCAGAAACCCGGCCCGCCGCCUCCAGCGACCCAACUUCGAAGGCGAAACUCCCAGGCACGGAGCUGCGGCGCACGAGCACUUCGAUGUCGAAGCGCGAGCUCAAAGGAGUGCUCUCUCGCUCGGGGACCGGUCUUGACUUUGAAAGACUCGGUUCCGACGAACGCUUGCAGAUUCUCCGGGAUUGGAGCAGCAGUAUGAAGGAGAACCGCGAACAGCUGGCCGCGGCCGCGCAGGGUUUGAAGCAGGGGUUAGCGCCCAAGCGCGGGGUUUCGUUCGCGGGCGCGUUCGCGAUCGCCGAACCCAAGCGCAGCGCCACGUCGCUAGGGUUUCGCGAACGUGAUCACGAUUCGGAGUCGGACGAAAGCUGGAGCGAGGACGAAGAAGACCCGUUCGGGCUCGAGUCCAAACGGCGCUUCAUCGAAUGGAUGCGCAGCACGUGGCACGGCAAGAAGGCGCCACGUCAGCGCCGGCGCAACCGCAACAGCGCGGAGCUGGAGGAGUACCGGGCCUGCUUCAGCCGCGAGGGCGGAACCUCUAAAGCUUCCCAGCAGAUCGCGGGCGGCGCCUCGGCGGGGGGGCUGACGACACGGUUCGCGAGACGCGGCAGCAGUUGCAUUCAGACCGUCUCACCGGGCCCAGCCGACGAAGACUCUGCGCUCAGCGGAGAAAGCGGCGCGUUAAGCGUAUCCGCUUCGUUCAGGUUGCGCCGCGCCACCGACCUGGCAGGGUUUGCGGGUUUCUCCUCCAAAACGCUGAGCCUCCAGAAGUCGGCGAGAUUUGCGGCGCAAAUUCCGGAGCCGAUUCUUGAAUCGCCUCAGGAGGGUAUUCCCGUCGUUUCGAGGUCGCCCACAAGGAGCCCUACGCCGGGGCUGCAAAAGGCGACCGGUCGACAGUCACCGGUUGGGAAGCUGUCCCGGCUGCACAGGAGCCUGACCCGCCCGGUGUCCGAAAUUUGGGACGCGGGGAAGGGAUCCCCUGGACGAGAGGGAUCCCCCUUGGGGGGCCCAACCGGCAGUCGGCAUACAGGGUGGCGACCGGAAGUCGGCGGUUACAAGAUGGAGGACGACGAAGUGACACGUGGCGCUUCAGGAGACCAUGCGGGUCUUCCAGGGCAGCGGGGUGCGGCAGCGGCCGGGGGCGCGCGAGCGCCUUCCCCAAACCCCUCGAAGGCGGGGCGCAAAUUGACGGUCAUCGUGGACCCGGAUCGGCCACGAAACCGGGUCCGUUUUGGCGAGCUGAGAACUGAGAUCAACCCGCUAGUGGAGCACCUGGACAUGUUCACACACCUCGAGGGCUGCACCUUCUGCAAGACGCUCUACUCGCACUACACGCUCCCUAACGGCGAGAUGGCGCACUUCUUCCAGCACGGCAAGCGGCUGGUGGACGAAGUCGAGAUCCCGCUCGAGCCGCCGUCCGAUCCGCCUGUCACCUUCGAGGACAUCCUCCAGACGGGCCUUCCGGGCCCGGCCCCCAUUCUGCGCGAGCUCGCGGAGAUUCCGCCGGAAGCCCUGCCCAAACCGUUCGCGCCCGCGCCGUGCCUCGCGCCCAAACCGUCGCGCCACCUUCUCCCCGUGGUUGAGCACGAUUGUCCCAACAAGGACGCCGCGCAGUGUGUCAGGCACGGCGAGCUGGAGAGUUCGAACCCGCUGUUUGUGCUGGAGGACAACGAACCGACGACCCCGACCGCGCGGGAAAGCGAGCAUCGGACAUCCAAUCAUCCCGAGUUCAAAGUGACGCGUUCCAUCUUUGCGCCGCGCAAGAAGGAGUGCGACGCGCGCUCGUACUUCCACCACGCGCGCUUGGAGGACAAGAUCUUCGAGGUCGACUGGACGCGCAUCGCCAAGAAGACGCGCUUCAUGAAGACGCUGGGCUCAGCAGACGACGUCGCGCGGCUACGCGUCGUGCUGCGGAACAACUUCAUGAACAUCAUGCACAUCUUUGACUACUUUGGCACGAUGGAAAUCAGCGAGCCAUACGCUAUCCAGCUCAAGGCAUACGACCUCUGGCUGAAGAGCAGCAAGAUCCCGGACGAGACUUCGGCUGCGUGCAAAAUGACCGACUGCGAGCGCGUGUUCAUAUCGUCCAACUACGAGUACGAUAAGAACACGCUGGAGUCCGAGAUCAACGAUGACAACUCGCUAACCCGCUUUGAGUUCAUAGAGGCGCUCAUUCGACUGGCGGUGGCCAAGUACGGGGACGUUUCGCGGAAAUUAAACACUCCGGAAGCGGUGGAGCGGUUGCUGCGCGAGCACGUGUUCCCCAACUCUCCGGUUCCGUUGGACGUCGACCAGAAUGCGUUCCGGAAGAACCAGCUUUACCGCCCCGAAAUCGAUGCUGUCUUCCGCGCGCACGAGCCGCUAUUGCGCGCGAUCUUCGGGUACUACAAGGGCAUUCGGACGAUGCCCAACAACCCCGGACGCUACAUGGAGCUGCCGCACUGGCUGGACCUAGUUUCGGACGUCCGGCUGCUGGACCCCGCGCCCGGCGCGCCCGAGACCAAGGGCCUCUUCGUCUACAGCAGAAUGCUCGUCGCCGAUGAACUGCUGGACCACGACCGCGCGGUGUCGUGCACGUUCAUCGACUUCCUGGAGAUGCUCGCGCGCAUGGCGGCGCUCAAGCGCUUUCCCGGCGACCGCGAACUAGAGCAGCGGGGCUUCGUGGGCGCCCACAAGCUGCACGCCUACCUUCUUGCCGCUCACGCCCGGACCAGCGCCCGCCAUUCGGACGAACACAGGCGGGUGCGGACGUCCGUAGCCUUCGAGCCUCAGCCGUCCGAGGGGGGGGAAAGGCCUGAGCCGUCCGCUCGAGGGGAGAAGCCACAGCCGUCCGAUCGAAGAGAGUCCUCCAUCGACGGGGAGCCGCCUCAGCCGUCCGAUGGAACGGAGAAUGCGCCCUCUUUUCACUCGUCCGAAAGGGCCUCUCGGUCGUCCGGAAGACUUUCUUCCGUCCGAUUGUCCAAGCCAAGGAUAAGCACUAUCGAGGGGGGUCCGGACGCCGCCGAAGAAAGCCCCCCCGGGGAGGUGGCAGGACGGCCGCUGCACGAGAGGCUGACUCAGCUCUUGGAUCUGAUUUUCCACCGGCUGACCAAUCUCCACGGUGUGAAGGACGUCGAACAUCUACGGAAGAAGCUCGUGGCUGCAGUAAAGGUAUAGAACCUCAUUAAUACAAGUGCUUUAGAGCGCAUGGGCACGAUUUAUAAAGUUGCGCCGUAUGCAAGAUUUGAGAGACAGUCACUGACAGGAAGUUUGGACGACAGGGGCAAGUAUAAGAUGUACAAUGAACUAGUCUUGGCAAAUGCCAAAGGACCAUGACAUUGACUUGCAACGCUGGCGCGAGUACUUUGUAAGGUAAGGAUUUCUGUAAGCGGAAACACCGCAACGCUUGAUUUACAUUUGCUGCAGUGCAAGCUUGUGCCCGUGCGGGGUACAGUUAGGGUCAGCUUACCUAUUCCGUGCAUACAGGAUUGUAUCGGAGCCGGGC